AAUUAUUUAAAACAAUAUUGGCCAGAAAUUUUAUGGAGAUGGUAUGUUAAGAAAGGGAUGUAUGAAGAAGCAAUUAAAUGUAUUUUAAAAUUAUGUGUUGAAGAUAUUUAUUUAAUAAAAAUUAAAAUUGAAGAAGAAGAUAUAAAAAUGAAACAACCAAAUGAUAUUUGUAUUAGAUUAAGAUUAAUUGUAGAAGCAAUGAGUCUUAGUAUGAUUAUUGGAAUACAAACUCAACAAGAAUUAUUAAAAGCAUAUAAAAUAUUAAGUAUAAUGAAUGAAUUAUGUCAAAAAAUAGUUUCUAUUGAAAAUUUAUUAAUUCUUUCAACAAAACUUCAUAGAUUUGAAAUUACUUUUGAAGUUAUGUUAUUUUAUACUAACUCAAAUGAAAAACAAUUAUUAAGAUGUCUAGCAUUAUUCCUAGAAUAUGCAUGGAUGAAAGGUAUUGAUGGGUUUAAUAAUGAAGUAAAUGAAUUUUUAAAAGUAGUUGGGAAUUCAGUACCAAUCUCUUUGAUUGAUUCAUUUAAACAACAAAAAGAGAAAAGAGCAAUGAUGUAUUGA
Messenger RNA from Entamoeba dispar SAW760, 558 nucleotides. RefSeq lists its product as uncharacterized. The transcript has a single exon. The record is from RefSeq and is a predicted model, not a curated record. The annotation marks the transcript as partial. NCBI's taxonomy places the organism in Eukaryota, Evosea, Mastigamoebida, Endamoebidae.